GUAAUGGAAACCAAAAAAAAAAAGAUCAGGUACUUGAAAAAUAAGUAUACAUAGUUGAGGGUGGAAUUCUCAUAUUUUUCUUUUGUCAGUGCUGUUAGAAAUUUGCUUUUGCUUUCUUGGCUGAAAGUGCGGUUGAUUAACUUCUUCUCUGCUAGGCUCGAUUGCUUAGGAGGAUCACGGAAUUGCGACCUUGAGCUCAAUUUAGCGAAAUGGAGACUCCUUACCCAGAACCCAUCUCACCCUCAAAAACCCGCGUUGGUUGGAUCGGGAUCGGCGUGAUGGGUGCUGCCAUGGCUUCUCGCCUGCUGUCCGCCGGCUACUCACUCACUGUCUACGCCCGAACUCCGUCAAAGGCCGCGACUUUACUCUCCCUGGGUGCCCGUCUCGCCGAUUCUCCUUUCGCCGUUGCUCAGUCCAGCGACGUGGUGUUUACCAUGGUGGGACACCCAUCAGAUGUUCGAUCAAUUGUCUCGGAGAGCCAGGGCAUUCUCGCCGGCCUAAACCCUGGCGGGGUGGUAGUCGACACUACAAGCAGCCAUCCAGCUUUGGCACGCGAGAUUUUCGAUGCGGCUCGAGGGAAAGGAUGUUGGUCUGUUGAUUCCCCGGUUUCAGGCGGGGACAUUGGCGCCAGGGAUGGGAAGCUGGCUAUUUUCGCUGGAGGAGAUGAUGGGGUCGUCAAGUGGUUAUCACCCUUAUUUGAUGUUUUGGGGAAAGUUACUUAUAUGGGUGGAGCUGGGUGUGGACAAAGCUGCAAAAUUGCGAACCAGAUUGUGGUGGGGGCUAAUUUGUUGGGGCUGAGUGAAGGGCUGGUUUUUGCAGAGAAAGCUGGGUUGGACGUGAACAAGUUUGUGGAUGCGGUGAAGGGAGGUGCUGCUGGGUCGAUGGUGAUGGAGUUGUUUGGGCAGAGAAUGAUUGGGAGGGACUUCAGGCCAGGUGGUUUUGCAGAGUAUAUGGUUAAGGACAUGGGGAUGGGGGUGGAUGUUGUAGAAGAGAGUGACGACGGCAAGGUCCCUGUCUUGCCUGGUGCUGCUCUGGGUAAGCAGCUCUUUAGUGGGAUGGUGGCCAAUGGGAAUGGACAGCUUGGAACUCAAGGGCUUAUCACUGUGAUUGAGAAGCUCAAUGGCAAGUAAGAAAAAACUACGUCCAGAUUCCCUAAACCUCUUCUGCAGUUGAAGCAAGUUGUUGGGAUAGCUUUAAUUUGUGUUGUAUUUUGCACUUUUUGUUGCAAGUAGUUGUUCUCGAUGAACAAAUCGUCUACUUCUGGUGAACAACUUGAUUGUUGGAUGAGAAAGUUAAGAAGUGUUGUAUCCUUAACCUAAUCUAUCUGUGGAUGGACAUCGUUUGUCAUCUCGGCAAGUGGAAAGUUUAGCUCUUUUAGAUGCAAGUAAGGAGAAAACAAACAAAAUACACGGGUGCCAUCAAUACCAUCCAGAAUCAGGAUACAUCAAUUCUCACGAUUGUGUUCCUAUGAAUAUGUGAUUUUUUUGGGGAUGUUCCUUGUGCAAAAAUGCAUUUAUGCUCUUAGUAACCAACGAGAGAAAUAGUUGAUAACUAAACUGCCACCUUGUUUCUCUCGUUGUUUAUGGUGGAUUUUAUUAUAUUUCCAUCUGUCAACUCUAUGAAGUUGAUACCUCAUACCCAUUACUCAGUUGUUGACCAAACUUGGCCAAGAGGAAAUGGGUCCUCAGGGACAAGUUGCUGCUUCUUGUAAAUCUUCAGCACCCAGGGAGAGUGUGAUUGUUGUGAUGCACAGUAAUCAAAGUAAGUGUGAUGUUGAGGCCGUGGAUUGGGCUCUCAAGCAUGUGGUUCGACGAGGAGACGAUGUUAUUGUGCUUGGAGUUAUAGAUGGGUGUGGAGUGAAGGCCACGUGCUUCCCUUUCAACAAGGCCAUGGGUUUUUCUGCAAUUUGGGAAAGAUUAGAUUGCUCAACAACAGGACAAGAGCUAAGACCGAAGGAACUUGCAGAAGAAAUUGAGAGAAAGAAACAACAGUGUCAGAGUAAACUCCAGCCAUUCUAUCGAAGAUGCAAGAAGAACGAGGUAAACUUGCAAGUCAAGCUUACAUUUGGUUGCUGCCCUGUAAAAAUCACAGUAGAGCAAGCUCAGAACUCAAAUCCUCGUUGGAUUAUCUUGGAUAGCUACUUGAAGAAGUAUAAAAUGAUCAUAUACAACCAAGUAGGCUGCAAUAUUGCAGCAAUGAAGGGAAAUGAUCUGGCAACUUUGAUUCCAUCAAGAAAUGGACAAGGUGGAACAUCUGGUACUGCUGCUUCUUGUGGAAAUCAAAACAAGCUUAACGUUCCGGAUGAUGAUGACUCAUCAUCAACAUCCAGGCAAGCAUCAGCAGGACAAAGCCCUGCAUGGUAUCCACUAUCAUGGAGAAGUGGGGUUCCUCAAGCUUUUUCAGAAGCAGAACUUGAAGUGAUAACAAAUGGUUUCUCCAAAGAGAACGUUAUUCUAGAAGUGCGAGAUGGCAUUGGAGUAUAUGAAGGGAUGCUCCAGGGAUGUCCUGUCCUGGUAAGAGCCUUUGCGGGAAACGAUGAACGCUUCUGGCCGACGCUGAAGAUCCUUUCCAGGAUCCGCCACCGGAAUAUAAUGAACCUUGUGGGACACUGCUGCACUGCCACCAAAUUGUUCUUGAUUUUCAACUACCCUUGCAUGGGUAAUCUGGAAAUCAACAUUCUAGUUGAUGAUUUGGCCAAGAACUUGCCCUGGAAAGCAAGGUGGCACAUUGCUCUGGACAUUAGUGGUAGCCUGCGGCAUCUUCAUGAAGAAUGUGCGACUGAUGGAACCAUUGUUCACCUUUCUGUUUGUUCUUCUUAUGUUACCUUAUCUUGUGGUUCCAUCACCAUGCUUGCCUACUUUGCAUCCGCUAGAGUCCUUAAAGAUGAAAGGGCGAGUAACGAUGACGCUAGAACAAGGCAGGGAAAUGAGGAGCGGGAUCAACUGAUAGCUGUAGACAUACACGACUAUGGAGUGCUCCUGAUUGAGCUCAUCAGUGGAAUGAGUGCGCGGCUGUUCCAGGGGCAAGGUGUGGGACAAAGCCUGAUUGACUGGGCACUGCCACUUCUGGAGAAGGGUUCCGUAGAUGCAGUGUUGGAUCCCAGAGUGUCAAAGGAGAUGAAUGAUAGCAGGAUGAUUCAGUAUUUGGUAAAUGCAGCUUUGCUUUGCCUGAGGAGUAAUCCUUCUCCUGGCCAUUGCCUCUCCAUGAGCCAGGUUUUGGCAGUAGUUAGAGGUGACCAACUUGCAAUGACAAAGCGCUCUAACCUUUUGCCGCCGCCGCCGGUUGCAACUAUAAAAACGAAGCCAAGCCAGAGUUCUGACUCAAAGCUGGAUAUGGAGGCGGGUCGUAGUAAGGAGCAAAUCAUGGACGUUAGGUCAGUAGCCGAAGCGGUCGCUUCUGCUGGAGACGACGACCUAGACUCCCCGCUUUAUGAGCUCGAGAGCCUCUGUAUGCGUUGCGGCCAAAAUGUUCGUUUUCUCGUGCUCCAACCCUUUCCGCUCUUGUUGUUCUCCUUCGCGUCCGGAGUAACAAGGUUAUUGUUGACUUCAAUUCCUCACUUCAGAAAGAUCCUGUUAUCAGCCUUUGAAUGUCCACAUUGUGAUGAGAGGAAUAAUGAAGUCCAGUUUGCGGGUGAAAUUCAGCCACGGGGUUGUUGUUACUGCUUGAAUGUCACAGCAGGCAAUCAGAAGAUGCUCGAUCGUCAGGUUGUGAAAUCUGAAUCUGCAACCAUAAAGAUUCCUGAACUGGACUUCGAAAUUCCUCCUGAGGCACAGCGUGGUAGCCUAUCAACAUUGGAAGGAAUUUUGAUGCGUGCUGUUGAUGGCUUGCAAGCACUUCAAGAGGAACGCAGGAAAGUGAAUCCUGAAACUGCCGAAGCAAUAGAUCAUUUCUUGUCCAAGUUGAGGGCUUGUGCUAGGGGAGAUUCAUCAUUCACUGUCAUCUUGGACGAUCCUGCUGGAAACAGCUUUAUUGAAAACCCGUGUGCUCCAUCACCAGAUCCAGCAUUGAGUAUCAAGUUCUACGAUCGAACUCCAGAACAACAGGCAUCUUUGGGAUAUAUGCCUAAUCCAACACAGCCUGGAGUGGACACAGCAUCUGCAGAGAGAACAGAGAAUGAUAAUGCCAAUCCAGGAGAAGUAGAACCUCACGGAUCGAUAGGAGCAGUGGCUGGUCAUCGAGCCAUUGCUCAGAGUAAUAGUUCGGAAAUUUCUGAAGCUUUGUUCCGGUACACUUCACCAGAAGAGGUUAUGACAUUCCCGUCAACCUGUGGAGCUUGUGCUGUCAGGAGUGAAACUCGGAUGUUUGUCACUAGUAUCCUCGAUAUUUCUUCUGGUUUAGUUUCUCUGAAGCCAGGUGGGGCAAUUCCUGAAAAGGGGAAGAAAAUAACACUUUGUGUGAAGAAUGUUAAAGACCUCAGUCGUGAUGUCAUAAAGUCUGAUACUGCAGGUGUGACAAUCCCCGAGCUUGAUUUGGAACUGACAAGUGGCACUUUAGGAGGAUUAGUGACAACAGUGGAAGGGUUGGUUACAAAUAUCAGUGAAAGCCUUGAGAGAGUGCAUGGAUUUACAUUUGGUGACAGCCUUGAGGAAUCCAGGAAAAGCAAGUGGCUAGAUUUUAGAUCAAGACUAAUUAAGAUUCUAAACCUUGAAAAGCCUUUUACUUUGAUUCUUGACGAUGCAUUGGCAAAUUCUUUCAUUGCUCCAGCAACAGAUGAUCUCAAAGACGACCAACAGCUUAUAUUUGAAGAAUACGAGAGGUCAUUCGAGCAGAACGAAGAGCUGGGACUGAACGAUUUGGACACGUCUUCAGCUGAUGCAGCGUAUAACGCUAGCUCCAGUACUGCUGCGGUUGAAGAAGAGAAGUAGUUCUCUGCUCGUCCUGCGGGAUUGUUUAGCAAAUGCAGAAAGCAGAUAAGAAAUAUUCCCCUUGAUGGGUACAAUGUGUGUCUUACAGGAAAUGACUAUUGUAUCAAAGACGGAGAGAACCUGUUAUUGUUUGAGGAGAUCACCUCUUGUGCUAUUGGUUCUGCUUGUGGCAACCUUCCUUUUCUUUGUAACGUUAGUCGAUGUGUGACCUACGAGAAUAAGGCCCACUAUACCCAAUAGAGAAUAUUUCUCACGUGUUUUACCAUGAAAUUGCCAAUUUUGCAUUGUUGGUGAAGAAUAAGGAAUUCACCCGACCUCAUCGAAUGAAAGCAAAGUACUCCAUCGUUGUCACUAAUUAGCAUCCCCUUCACGACACAUCUACACUGAAAUGCUUCAACAGAAUUUAGCUACAUGUACUAGUUAAGAGCUCUUGAUUGGGG
Messenger RNA from Linum tenue, 5305 nucleotides. Lineage: Eukaryota; Viridiplantae; Streptophyta; Magnoliopsida; Malpighiales; Linaceae. The record is from the annotation of a GenBank genome assembly.